AUGGCGGAGCAACGAAACCGUUGGAGCUGGGACGUUACCGGCUUCGAGCCGUGGAAGUCAUCGUCGCCGUCGACUUCAGUACCGGCUGAGCAAGACGAUCGGAAACCUAAUCCGCCGUUGGGGAGGAGGUACUCCAUUUCGUCUUCAUCGAUUAUUCCGCAGCCGAGAAACACUGCAGCCUCUAAGCUUCAACGGUUAAAGGAUAGAGUUAAGCUUGCUAGAGACGACUAUUUGCAGUUAAGACAAGAAGCAAGUGAGCUUCAAGAAUAUUCAAAUGCAAAACUCGAUAGAGUUACGCGAUAUCUCGGUGUUCUUGCUGAGAAAACCCGCAAGCUAGAUCAAGUUGCCCUUGAAAAUGAAGCAAGAAUAUCACCACUGAUCAAUGAGAGAAAGAGAUUGUUCAAUGAUUUAUUGACAUCUAAAGGAAGCAUACGCAUAUUCUGUCGGGCAAGACCGUUAUUUGAAGAUGAAGGUCAUUCAGUUGUUGAUUUUCCCGAUGAAUACACUAUUCGUGUAAAUACCGGUGAUGAAUCCUUGGCUAAUUCCAAAAAAGAUUAUGAAUUUGAUAAAGUUUAUGGUCCUCAUGUUGGACAAGCUGAAUUAUUCAGUGAUGUUCAACCAUUGGUGCAGUCAGCUUUGGAUGGAUAUAAUGUUUCCAUAUUUGCCUAUGGUCAAACCCAUUCCGGAAAAACACACACUAUGGAAGGAUCCAGUUAUGAUCGGGGUUUAUAUGCUCGGUGUUUUGAGGAGCUGUUUGAUUUAGCCAACUUAGAUACAACCUCCACUUCUCAAUAUAAAUUCUCUGCUACAGUUUGUGAGCUUUAUAAUGAACAGACAAGGGAUCUACUUUUGGAGUCCGGGAAAGACAUGCCAAAGCUCUGCUUUGGAUCGGCUGAAAAUUUUGUAGAACUGGUGCAAGAAAAAGUCAAUAACCCUUUGGAGUUCUCUACAGUUUUAAAAACUGCAUUUCGGAAUCGGGGAAAUGAUUUAUUAAAGAUCAACGUAUCUCAUUUGAUUGUUACAAUACACAUAUUUUACAACAAUUCGAUCACUGGUGAGAACUCAUAUAGCAAACUUUAUCUGGUUGACUUGGCUGGAAGUGAAGGUUCAAUAACAGAAGACGACAGUGGUGAGCGUGUCACAGAUUUGCUGCAUGUUAUGAAGUCACUUUCAGCGUUGGGAGAUGUUUUGUCUUCUUUGACAUCGAAGAAGGAUAUUAUUCCUUAUGAAAAUUCAAUGCUAACAAAACUACUAGCAGAUUCACUUGGUGGGAGUUCAAAAACUUUGACGAUUGUGAAUGUCUGUCCAAGUGUUUCAAAUUUAUCCGAGACAUUGAUGUCUCUCAAUUUCUCUGCUCGAGCUAGAAAUUCUGUCUUAAGUCUUGGAAACCGAGAUACAAUAAAAAAAUGGAGAGAUGUUGCCAAUGAUGCCCGCAAGGAGUUGUAUGAGAAGGAAAAAGAAAUUCAUGAUCUAAAGCAAGAGAGUCUGGGACUCAAGCAAGCACUUAAAGAUGCUAACGAUCAGUGCAUUUUACUCUUCAAUGAAGUACAAAAGGCAUGGAAAGUUUCUUCUGCAUUGCAGACUGAUUUAAAGUCAGAGCAUAUUUUGCUUUCAGAUAAGUAUAAGAUUGAGAAAGAAGAAAGUACACAGCUUAGAAAUCAAGUUGCUCAGCUGUUACAGGUAGAACAAGAUAAAAAAUUGCAGAUACAACAGCAAGAUUCAACCAUCCAAAGUUUGCAGGUUAAAAUCAGGACCCUUGAAACUGAACUCAGGGAAGCUCUUGGUACCAGCAAAAGUAGUUCAACGUUGGUUUCAGAGCCAGAGUCUGCAGCUCUAUCUGAUUCCAGAUCAACUGGAGAUGGCACUGUGGUAACCAAAAAAUUAGAAGAAGAGCUCAAGAAACGCGAUGCUCUGAUUGAGAGAUUGCAUGAAGAAAAUGAGAAAUUGUUUGAUAGAUUGACUGUGAAAGCAUCUGUGGUUGGGUCACCCGUGUUGGCACCUUCUUUUCAGCCGUCAAGUCCAUUAUCUCGUGAAUCCGUUAAUAUCCAACCUCAAAAUAAGAUAAGGAAUGGCACUAGCAACAACACAGUAGCAAAUUCGAUGAAUGCUCUUUCUUCACCUUUGGCUUCUGCUGCUAAGAAUGAUGGAACAGUUGCUUUGGUUAAAUCUGGCUCUGAAAUUGUCAAGACCACCCCUGCGGGCGAAUAUCUUACUGCUGCCCUGAAUGAUUUUGAUCCAGAUCAAUAUGAAGGUCAUGCUGCCAUUUCUGAUGGUGCGAACAAGCUUUUGAUGCUGGUUUUGGCUGCUGUCAUCAAAGCUGGUGCCUCUAGAGAGCAUGAGAUACUUGCUGAAAUUAGAGAUUCUGUUUUCUCUUUUAUCAGGAAAAUGGAACCAAAGCGAGUUAUGGACACCAUGCUUGUUUCACGUGUUAGAAUUCUGUAUAUAAGAUCUUUACUUGCAAGGUCCCCAGAAUUGCAAUCAAUUAAGGUCUUGCCUGUCGAGUGCUUUCUUGAGAAGGCUAAUACGGGGCGCAGUAGAAGUUCCAGCAGAGGGAAUAGUCCUGGAAGGUCUCCUGUGCAAUAUGUUGAUGAGCAGAUCCAGGGAUUUAAAGUGAAUUUAAAGCCAGAAAAGAAGUCCAAAUUUUCAUCUGUUGUAUUGAAGAUUCGUGGGAUUGAUCAGGAAAUCUGGAGACAGCAGGUGACUGGUGGGAAGCUUAGAGAAAUUACUGACGAAGCCAAAAGUUUUGCAAUAGGUAACAAGGCUCUUGCCGCACUCUUUGUACAUACUCCGGCAGGUGAGCUGCAGCGCCAAAUUAGAUCCUGGCUUGCUGAGAGUUUUGACUUUCUAUCUGUUUCUGGAAAUGAUGCAACUGGGGGGUCAACUGGUCAGUUGGAACUUCUUUCAACAGCAAUUAUGGAUGGUUGGAUGGCUGGACUUGGUGCUGCUCUGCCUCCAAACACUGAUGCCCUUGGCCAACUAUUAUUUGAGUAUUCAAAACGUGUCUAUACUUCUCAACUACAGCACUUAAAGGAUAUUGCUGGUACCUUGGCAACAGAAGAGGCUGAAGAUGCAGCACAAGUAGCCAAGUUGCGUUCAGCUCUAGAAUCUGUUGAUCAUAAAAGAAGGAAGAUUCUGCAACAAAUGAGAAGUGAUGUAGCUUUAUUGACGUUGGAAAAUGGGGGUUCGCCUAUUUUAAAUCCUUCUACUGCAGCUGAAGAUGCACGAUUAGCGUCUCUCAUUUCACUGGAUGGAAUAUUAAAGCAGAUCAAGAAUAUAACAAGACAAUCUAGUGUGAAUAUCUUAAGCAAAAGUAAGAAAAGAGCAAUGCUUGCUUCUCUUGAUGAACUAAAAGAACAGAUGCCUUCGCUACUUGAAAUUGAUCAUCCAUGUGCUCAGAGCCAGAUUGCCGAUGCCUGUGGCAUGGUUGAGUCAAUUCCUGAAGAAGAUGACCGCAUUCAAGAUCAAUCUCAUGUUCACAAGCCAUCAACAGAUCUAGGCACGGGAUCUGAAAUUGACGUGGCACAGUGGAAUGUGCUCCAAUUUAAUACAGGCACUGCUACACCAUUUAUAAUAAAAUGUGGAGCAAAUUCAAACUCAGAACUAGUCAUUAAAGCUGAAGCUCGAGUUCAAGAACCUAAAGGUGGUGAAAUUGUGAGGGUUACUCCUAGGCCCUCAGUUUUAGAAAGUUUGAACUUGGACGAAAUGAAACAAAUAUUUUCUGAACUACCUGAGGCUCUAAGCUUGCUUGCCCUAGCAAGGACUGCAGAUGGCACUCGAGCGCGGUAUUCUAGAUUGUAUAAAACCUUGGCUUCUAAAGUUCCAUCUCUUAGAGAUUUGAUCAAUGAACUCGAAAAAGGGGGUGCACUAAAAACAUGA
Molecule: messenger RNA, 3876 nt
Organism: Lathyrus sativus (Indian pea)
Lineage: Eukaryota; Viridiplantae; Streptophyta; Magnoliopsida; Fabales; Fabaceae
Source: the annotation of a GenBank genome assembly